Messenger RNA from Polyodon spathula (Mississippi paddlefish), 1584 nucleotides. RefSeq lists its product as uncharacterized. The record is from RefSeq and is a predicted model, not a curated record. The transcript has 5 exons. Bases 111 to 983 code for a protein of 290 amino acids. Lineage: Eukaryota; Metazoa; Chordata; Actinopteri; Acipenseriformes; Polyodontidae.
GUUAAUUGCAGUACAAACUUCUGAACUAUUUAGUGCUUCAUUUUUUUUUUUACUUUACGAUAAUUGAAAAACAAAUAGAGGCAAAAAAUAAAAAAAUAAUUAUACAAAAGAUGAACCAAACCACCAACCAUGAUCUGAACAGUUCCUUUCAUAUGUUUGGAAAAUACUAUCAAGAUAACUUGUUGAAACUAAUCUGGAAAUAUCUGGACCUGGACCCUCAUCAUAAGCUUCUCUACAUCGGAGAAAGUGGUGAAAGUUUUAUCUCAGUCUUGGAAAAGACUUCAGCUCUGUUACAGCCUGUGAUCUGGGGAGAGGAAUGCGGUGGCCCACACACAGAUAAGAAACCUAAAAGGAUAGAACAAUUGGACGAUUACAGUUUCGAUAGAGCUUUGCUUGUGAAUGCUGUGCAGUAUUUACAGAAUCCCUCUGAAACAUUCACACAAGUCCUAAACACACUACAUGCGUCUGGUAAGAUCCUGCUAGUUCAUCGGCCAGGACCUAUUACCACCUUACCAUUUUUCAGAAAGGCCAAAAAGAAGUUAGAAGAACAGGAUUAUCCCUACAUGGAAAUAUUUGAAAGCCUGAGGAAACUUGGAGCUGACGUGCAAUGGGAAAUUGAGCAUGUUCCAGUAACAAUCAAGAAGGAUGACUGGCUGUCCUCACUUGCAAUGAAAACUGCACCCAUACUUAAGCAUUUAACUGAUUAUGAAGUUGCCACAGGCCUCCAAGAGUUGACACAAGGAUGCCUAAAAUAUUCCGAGGAAACGAUGUCCUUUGAGGAUCGCCUGAUGUUCAUUAGUGCACAUAAACUGAGCAAGGAAGGUGGUGAGUAUCCCAGUAUCCAACGCUCCGGCUGUGUUCACAGUACGCCUCCACAUUCUGCAGUGUGGGACCUGCCACUCAAACUUCCCCUCACUGAAGACCUCAUCAAAUACCUCCACAAGCCUUUGAAACCAAAGAAUCUAUUUAAAAGAACACUGUGAUUGAACUGCUGUGUUGACUGUGUGCUAAAUAGACCCUUCUACAGUUUGACACUCAAAAAAUGUAAAGAAAUAGGAAUUGAAUCACCUGUGUUUUAAUCUCUGUAAUAUUGUGUUUUACCAAGGCAUUGCUCACCGAGGUUAUAGUCUAGACAGUCCUGUUUUUCUGUGAGCUCCUCAGCUGUGGUGUAAUACUUGUGACUGAUGAAUAGUUGACAAAUUAUACAAAUGAAUAAAGGUGACGGUAGGUGUUCAGUACUUCAAGUUUAACUCAUGCAAAGGAUUUGUUCCCUACUUUUUGUUGUGCUGUAUAAAUAGCCAUUUAUAUAAAAUACAUAAUUUGUGAUUUCUAUCAUAUUAUAAUCGAAGUAUACAGAAUUGCAAUUUUUUUAUAUGUGUGGUGACCUAUUGCAUUGAAAGUAUAAGGGAUUGUACUUAUUCCUAUUUUAAAUACUAAAAGUAUAAUAGUCCAACAAUGUUGUUAAUGCGUGUUCCUUCAAAAUAACUAGCCUACAUUUAACUACACUUAUGUGCUCAGGUAACUAGUGGGUUUUGUGCAUUGAUGCUGUGGAUUCCAGUAUCCAAUCCAAUAAAGCAAACAUGG